GCCAGCGCAGAAGUGACAGCAGUGCCCUUGGGGAGUGACAGCUUCGCUCACCCUGGAUUCCCGGAGCUCCUCGCCAUGCCCGGCUGGCUAUAGAAGCUCCAUGGAGCUAGCUAACUUCUACGAGGUGGAGUCCAGGCUACCCAUGAGUGCGCCAUCUCAUCACGGUUCGUACGGCUACAGGGAGCCCGGAGCUGCAGCUGCUUCUGAUCUCCAAGAGUUGUGUGAGCAGGAGAACUCAAUAGACAUCAGCGCUUAUAUUGACCCUGCUGCUUUCAACGACGAGUUCCUGGCGGACCUCUUUCACCACAACAAGCAGGAGAAAACCAAGGGAGAUUUUGAGUACCACCAGGGGUCAUCUGCUGCAGGGCACCCCCAAAUGUAUGGCUGCAUGGCCAGCUACAUGGACAGUAAGAUGGACUCUGCUCUCAGACCACUGGUGAUCAAACAAGAGCCCAGAGAAGAAGAAGAAAGCAACAGAGCUUCACUGGCUGCCCUGUACCCCCACCAUCCCAUGCAGCACCCAUCUCAUCUGCAGUAUCAGGUUGCCCAUUGUGCUCAGACCACCAUGCAUCUACAACCUGGGCACCCAACUCCUCCUCCCACCCCGGUCCCCAGCCCGCACCACCACCCUCCACACCCUGCACACCAUCACCUGCAAGGACCUUCUGCCAGGGCCAUGUCCUCGUCGUCCUCCUCUGCUUCUUCAUGUUCUUCAGAGCACAGAGGCAAAACCAAGAAGUGGGUGGACAAGAACAGCAGUGAGUACAGGGUGAGAAGGGAAAGGAACAACAUUGCCGUGAGGAAGAGCAGGGACAAAGCCAAAAUGCGCAAUGCUGAGACCCAGCAUAAGGUUAUUGAGUUGUCCACGGAGAAUGAUAAGUUGAGGAAGAGAGUGGACCAGUUGAGUCGAGAACUGGAGACUUUAAGGGGCAUCUUCAGGCAGCUGCCAGAGAGCUCCCUGGUCAAAGUGAUGAGCAACUGUGGAUGAACUGACAGAAACUUUCUAUGCUCCAGGUGCUCUUCUAUCCAUUAAAAAAGUGAAACAGACGCUAUUAAAUAAAUGGAUCCUUCUACCCAAUCAUGAAGUCCACAUUUUAAGGACACGGAUUGAAACUUUGCCCUACCAGACAUUAUUAUUGUAAUUCUUUUCUGCUUCAGCAGGUCCCAAACACUUGCAAGAUCUGUAUGAACCAGGCAGCUGUGGUGGUGCUAGACACAAUCUGGCUAUGUCAUGUGUCAAACUUAAAACAGUGAGGUCCCUCCAGUAAUAUGAAGUUAGAAUAUUUUUCUAUUUUUUGUACUCUUUGUAAAAAAAAAAACAAAAAAGUUGUUUAAAUUGUUAAAUGAAUUCUCCAUUUAGCAACUUGGAGUUUGUGUAUUUGCUGUAACAACUUUUUUUUUUUAGUAAUGCACCGCAGUCGCUAGCAGCUAAAGGGUUAAGUUACAGUUUUAACCUUAGAGUAUGAUAAUGUUGUCAUUGCUUUAACUAAGGGAAUAUCCUUAUAUCUUUGAGAACAUAUAAGGGUAUAUAUGAUAGAAAUGUGCCUUACCUACUUCCAAAGUAUUUUUACCAUGUGUGCCUGUUACUGAUGUACAAUAGAUAAUAACUGAUCCGAUCAGCUAUCCUGAAAAGUAAAAUGAGCUGCCUUGAUACUGUCUAAGCAAUGUGUCUUAAAUAAGAUAAGCAUUCAUUUCUUAAUGUGCCUUAUAAAAUCUAUAUCUUUGCACCAGGGAAAGUUGACUGCAGUUGAAAAAUAGGAAAACGUAUUUUUUUUAUUACUGAUUCUAUAACAGGGAAGAUAUUUGACCUGUUUUACUUUUUGUGCAGAACUUGUAUUUAUGAAUUUUAAAUGUAUUUAAUCUGGCAAAGCAGUAUACUUUGCAGAAUAAUAUUAAUCAAAUAUUAUUCCACUAUACAAGAUUAUAAACACAUAUCCACAAAGCCAAAACUAUUGUAAAGUUCAUAGGAGUUCCAUUCAUAAAUGAAUAUUCAUUAUCUAUUAUUGCUGCUAAUUAUUUCAUGCUUUUUGUAUGUUUGCUUUAACACUGUGUAAAUUUUGCUCCUUUUUUUUUAAAUAUCUGGACCAGUGUAAUGUGAAUCAGGUACCAUUUCUAACUAUAUAUAGCUUUAACCAUUUAUUUGACUUUGCUUUACUGUUCAGUCUCCAUUUUCUGUUAUGGUAGUUUGCUGCAUUAGCAAUAGGGGUAACCAGUGAAACGAAGUUUAACUAAUAUAGGAAUUAUCUCAUUUUCACUAAGCAGCGUUCUUCCAUCCUAAUCAAUCCAAAGUUAUUGAAUGUGCAGAUAAACCACAUUUCUAGAAUUUAGCCCAUUUUGAACAGUAGUCUAACCACAUUCCAGGUUCCCAAAAGAGACCAAAAACAUUAGUGAUACCCCAUAAUAUUUACCACUUUAACUGAGUGCCAAAUCUUCAAACUUUUCAAUUUGGUGCACCUGACUACUAAAUUAUUUCUGCAUAGCAAACAAUAUGUACUUCAUUUAUUUUACAUGUUUGAUAUAUGCAAUACAAUGGUUGUGAAAAUCCUAUGGCAUAAAUGACUUUUUUUUUCACGUUUAUAAUUUGAAACACAUCCGCAUAGCAUUGUUUAUAUUUUUAACAUAAAUAAAAAAAUUAUUUACUUUUAAUGUAA
Molecule: messenger RNA, 2651 nt
Organism: Bombina bombina (fire-bellied toad)
Lineage: Eukaryota; Metazoa; Chordata; Amphibia; Anura; Bombinatoridae
Gene: CEBPA
Product: CCAAT enhancer binding protein alpha
Exons: 1
Coding region: 101-988 (295 amino acids)
Biological process (GO): myeloid cell differentiation; regulation of transcription by RNA polymerase II; DNA-templated transcription
Molecular function (GO): DNA-binding transcription factor activity, RNA polymerase II-specific; RNA polymerase II cis-regulatory region sequence-specific DNA binding
Source: RefSeq, a predicted model, not a curated record